AAUCCGCUUCCGUAAAUGCCCGAAAUUUCCGCCACCAGCCCAGGUUUCCCAUUCCAAGAGAGCAUCCAAUCCUCCGCAUUUGUCACGAAAACCCCAAAUCUCCUAAUACUUUCGCUCCAAAACCCCCCGAUUUUCCGAACACCAGAAAAAUGCUUCUGGUGCUCGGAAAUACCAGAGGAAAAUCGUUUCUCCCAUGACCAUGGAUUCUCCGAAUCCCCCAAACAGAGGCAAGAAAGGCUUCUGCUACUAUUUUAUCCGCUGCAGCUUCACCAUCAUUCUCUCUCUGAUCGUCUCCUCCGCCUUCUCUUUUCUCUGCGGGAUUUUAGCGGUCCUGAUCGGGAAUUUCUUUGUCCCUGGUCCCCCUUCCGUUGCCACGCAGUGCAAGAUCGUCUCCAGCAAUUUCUUGCAGGUGUGGAUCUUAGGUCGUCCAACAUCUGUGAACUUGGGCUGUUAAAUUACAAUGCCAAGCAUGUAUUUUACCCUUUAGAAAGAACAAGAUUUCGAUGCCGUCAUGAUUACUAUUGGGCUUCGGUUUUCGAGGUAGAAUACAAAGAAGAUUAUUUGGGCCAAACACUUCACGCGACGGCAGAGGCUCCAAAGGAGGCCCUUCCUCUUGAUUGCAGACCUGGUUUUGGUACUGCGUGGUUGACAAAACAUAAGUUCAAGGUAAAUGAAACUUAUAACUGCAGGUAUACGCCUGGCAUUUCCAAAGUGGAAAUCUAUCCCGAUAGUCUCUUCAAUUGCAAAGCAAAAGACCCAUCGAUGCUUGAGAUGAUGAGAAGAUUUUUCAUUCUAUUCUUGAAGUCCAUGAACUCCUUUUUCUCCAACACCUCGGACACAUUAAGAGCCAAAAGCAUGUUACAAGGUGCUGUAGCCGGUGUCGUUAGUGGCGUACUGGUUGCCUCAGUCUUUGUUAUCUUAUUGAAACUCCUUAUGGAUUUAAAGCUCAGGCUGGCACGCAAAUGGGGUGCCAGAAGCCUCCGCAUUACAGUCUAUGCAGCACGUUUCAGGCGAGCCUGCAUCAUUGUCGCGUACUUCUCUGCCAUGGGCUGGUUAGCGGUCCAGUAUGGCAAGAUGGUUGGCUUCUCGGACCUUUUCAUCAGCCCCCACCUCGUGAAGAAGACUGCAAAGAGGCUGUUGGGGCAUCUCUCUGCACUGCUGGAUUUUUUUCUCCCAUUCCUGCCCAUUGUGGGACACCAGUUUAUGCUGUGAUUGCAGCAGAGAAAGUGUAAUGCAAGUUGCAUGAGGAAAGACAGGUUAGGUGUUGUUGUUUGGCCUUGUAUUUGGUCUCAUUAUUAAAGGAAAUGUAACAGGAUUUUCGGUAAGAAA
This is a messenger RNA of Magnolia sinica, 1329 nucleotides long. RefSeq lists its product as uncharacterized. The transcript has 6 exons. Bases 16 to 1212 code for a protein of 398 amino acids. The record is from RefSeq and is a predicted model, not a curated record. NCBI's taxonomy places the organism in Eukaryota, Viridiplantae, Streptophyta, Magnoliopsida, Magnoliales, Magnoliaceae.